UAAAACACGGUUGUGUUCGUUCCAACCAGACCACAUUUAAUUGCGUCCAGCAGCUUUUGUGGUGUGAGCGCGAGGGACUGGCAUGAUCUUGGUCCUGCCGCACGUUUAUUUUAUGUACAUUUCGCGCACGUCACUCAUCUAACUCACGGGCCGCUACGCAUGGUGCGCGCAUUACUGAUAAGCCAGCAAUUCGCCAACGAGGGUACGUUGCAGAUAGGGCCAAAGGUGCUUACCAUGUUUACCGUGGUGAUUUUGAAUAAUCACAGUCUCCCCGUGAGCCACGGGCCAUGCUCGUACCGUACUCUCAGUUACAAAUCGACACCGCGUGACGACGGCCGCAACAAUCUGCUCCGCUGCGAGCCCAUAUGAAGUGGAAAACCCGUCUUCCUUCGUCCAGCUUCCAUGUGCGUAAGGUGCUAGGUCCUCCGGUAGGUAUCAGCAUGGUGUUUACGGUGGAAAACGGGAAAACGUCACCACAGCAGCAGCAGUCCGAUGGGCACAGUUUUGACGAAGCACUCGAGCAGGCCGGAUUCGGGCGGGUUCAGAUCGUGCUGGUGAUCCUUUCCGGGCUCGGCAUGAUGUCAUCGCUCAACGAGGCUAUGGGCAUGAGCAUCAUCCUGCCCGCUGCCCAGUGCGAUCUGGAUCUGGACGCCGGACAGAAGGGCAUCGUUGGAGGGGCCGUUUUUCUCGGAACCAUGUUUUCAUCUUACUUCUGGGGUUACCUGGCGGACACGAAGGGACGCCAGGUCGUCCUGAAGUACGCACUGUUUGGCACAUCGUUUUUCGGGGCCAUGUCCUGCCUGGCGAGUGGGUUCGUGUCGCUACUGGUCCUGCGGUUCCUGACGGGCGUCUGCGUGGCCGCACCCGCCUCUACGGUGUACGCCUAUCUGGGCGAGUUCACCACGCCGAGCAGACGGAGUCAAAUGCUGUCCUUCGCAUCCGUCUGGGGUGGCGUGGGCAUUAUCUACGUUUCGCUCGUCGGCUGGUGGAUUCUCUCGUACGAUUGGGUCAUUCCGAUCGGUGGAUCGUACGAGUUUAAGCCGUGGCGACUGCUGUUCAUCGUCAACACGUUACCUGGGUUUCUGAACGGUAUUGCGUUCUGCUUCUGUCCCGAAAGUCCCAAGUUCCUGCUAUCACAGGGCCGCAGCGAGGAAGCGUUGGAAGUGCUCAGGAUGAUUUACCGACUCAACCACCGGUCCGGCCCGGCAGGGGCCACGUACAGCGUCACGAAGCUCCGCCUGGAUCCAGAAGACGCCACCGCAAGAGACAACCAGGGCAAGCCGGGUUCGGGAGGCCUGUGGCGUUCGAUUAAGGACCAGACCAUUCCGAUCCUGAAAUUGCCCUUCCUGUUCUACUUUAUCAUUUGCUGCGUGCACAAUAUCGGAGCGUUUGCAAUAUACGGUGGGCUUGGGCUGUGGUUCCCGGACAUAAUGAAUCAAAUCUACUCUCAGGGCAGCAACGCUACGGAACUGAAAGUGUGUGACAUACUGCAGAACGACGCCACCAAACCGAUCGUUACCGAGUUCGAUAAUCUCUGUAAUGAUGAGGUGCAGUUCGAAACGUUCCUUUACACCAUGGUGCUGGGCAUCUUCGGGGCUGGCUACGCGCUAAUCACCUCGGCCAUUCUGGGUCGCUUCAACCAGAAGGUUAUGAUGGUGUUCAACUGCAUUGUGGCCGGUGUCUGCGGAAUUGCGCUGCAGUUCAUCAGCAACUCCUACACGGUCUCCAUUUUCUUCUGCCUGGAGAUAGUAUUUGCCGGGUACUGUGUGCUGCUCGUUAACGCGAACGUGGUUGAAAUUUUCCCCACAAACGUCAGAGCGAUGGCCGUCGCACUGACGAACAUGGUUGGGCGUCUGAGCUGUUUUGUGGCGAGCGCCGUCAUCGGUCUGCUGAUGCUGCAAAACUGCCCGAUCACGUUCUACAUGCUCUCCGCGUUGCUGUUUCUAUGUGCGGCCUUAACGUUUUUGUUGCCGAAAAAGUGAUGCCCCAUCCUGCACGGGGCAACGUACUUAAUCAUAUUUUCGCUGUGUAAAUAAAUUCAUAUUGUUCGUAGUCAUCGCCGUCA
Molecule: messenger RNA, 2065 nt
Organism: Anopheles bellator
Lineage: Eukaryota; Metazoa; Arthropoda; Insecta; Diptera; Culicidae
Product: synaptic vesicle glycoprotein 2B-like
Exons: 5
Coding region: 366-1982 (538 amino acids)
Biological process (GO): transmembrane transport
Molecular function (GO): transmembrane transporter activity
Source: RefSeq, a predicted model, not a curated record